UCCCCCUUUAUAUACAUAUGUACUACUCAAUUAUGUGAUAAAAUAAAGUAAUAAGCUGGCAUGACGCAUUUUACCUUAUCGUAUGAAGGUUGUAAGACUUGGGCUUAGAUUCACAGUUUGCGAUUACGUUCUUAUGACUCAAAAUUCAAUUGAGCCUUCAGAUUUCGACAAAACUCAUAAAUUAUCUGGGAAAAUCGUCAAAAUUUUUGGUAACCAACCGGAAGCAGUCAUCCAACCCCAACUGUCAUCUCUCUCACCCUCCCUCAUCAUCGCAAGGCACCCCAAAUGGAGCCAUGUGAUCCUGGUCCAGAACGAGCCAUGCGGCAGUAUCUAACCCGACUGCUGGAGACCGGCACCUCCCGUUCCACGGGCUGUCUGGACCGCUUCGUGCAGAAGGGCAUGAGCAAUUUUCCACCGCAAUCAUCAGCCCUCGAAGGCAAGACGUCCCGUUGUUCGCUCUUCGAGCAGCUCCUGUCCGGCGAAAGCCGCAAAUCGGAGCGUUUACUUGUGCCCGACCUGGCCACCGAGUGGUUCCGCAAGCAGAAGGUAUUUCUGGACAAGCUCAGCCCCGAGGAGCUGGCCGCCCUUAGCGAUGGAUUGGCGGUCAGGGACAGCAAGAAGACACAACCAGUCAGCAAGUCCGGAGCAGUGGCUCCAAUAGCUAGCCAAAUGAAGGAUGCAGAGGAGUCUGAAGGCAAGGUGGCAACAUGCAUUCCCACCACGGAGCCACGAGAUGGUAAUGGUAACCCCUUCCUCCUCGGCAAUGCCCAAGCGCAGGAAGUGCACAGCAAGGGAGCCAAGCGAAGGAGAUUCCACUGGGAGAGGGCUGGCCAUCGUUGUCCAGUGCGCAGAGGCAGCUGCUCCUGCCUGAAGCGACGGGCAGGCGCAUCCUGUGACUGCCUCUUCCAGGCCGAUGGACAGCCCAUGGCCAGCGAUUGCUUGGAGGCGGCACUCCGGACGGAGCCGCUGUUGCCGUGCCUGCGUCGCAAGUUCGACUUGCGCCAGGCGCCACAACGGCGUCUCGAUCCGGCGCGCUUCCGUCGCAUUUCGCCGGAGUUCUAUCGCAUUCUGGCCAGCUACGAGGCGGCCAUGAGCGAGAGCUGUCCGCUUUACGGCAUCUCCAUGCAUCACUGGGGCGACACCGAACCAUGUUGUCCGUGCGGCGAGCGCCAUACGAAUGCGAAGCAGCGAUUUCUGGGCGACGAUUCGGUGGCCACAUCGGUGUUGGCUCCUUCUUGGCCACCACUGGAAUCCCGACCAAUGGAGGACAACAAACAGCCCGCCAAGAAGCAGGCUGAGAGGAAGGGCUCCAAAUCUUUGAAGGAGAAAUCAGAGAAGUUAAAGAAGUGCUGCUGCACAAAUGACACCUGCCCCAAUGAGUGUUGCGCGGUAACUAAGGGAACUGGAAAGAAGCAAAUGGACGAUUCCUCCACAUCUGAGGAUGAGCGAGAAGAGCAAUGGCGUAGAAAGCAGGUGGACAAGCAGGUGGAGAAAGCGGAUGACCAGAGGGUCAGGCAGGUGGACAAGCAGCCGCACAAAGCGGAUGGCCAGAGGGUCAGGCAGGUGGACAGCGGACAGACUGCCCAAUCGUUGAGUCCCUCCGAGAAUCGUCACCCUGAAAGGUGGCAGGGGCGCAGGAGCGAAAACCAACAGGAGCGGCAGCAAGCGAAUCCCGAGAGGCGGCGGAGAUUCCCCUACUGCUUCCACCGGCAAUCGCAGUCAUACAGAGCUGCCUAUGCUCCCUCGCACUUUUCGCCGCUGUCUUCCUAUCCAUCGGAUUUGCCGGCACCUACUAAUCCAUCUGCGUCUGCACCUACAUCCUUACCAGCUUCUUCGACUGCAUCCACGCCUGCUUCGUCAUCGAGCUCACCCGAAAUGCCCAGGGAAUGCCAGUGCCGACACCAGCCGAGGGGCAUCCUCAGCGGAUUCACUGGCAUCUGCAAGCGUUGCAUCGAACCAGGUCGCCAUUUGCUCUACAAUUUGAAUGCAAACUACCAACAAAACCGCGAGCGCUACGGACAGAUGCGUCAGAACAAGAAAAGGCCAUUCCACAUAGCCUCACAGCCGGCACCCUGCAGCUGGCAGAAGUCUAAGGGGUACUCCUGCAAUGAAAGGAUCGAGCAGGGCGACAGCAGCAUCACACUGAGACCCCAAUCCUUGGCCGAAACCCGCUUCCAGAACUGUCAUCCGGACAGCGAAGUUAUGCGUGGACAAGCCAACAGCGAACAGUCCUUGCCAUUUCGCACACCCGCCAGCGAACGCACCUUGGCGGGUUGGGAUCCAGUCCAGCAGGAGCAACCUCACUUGGAGGUGGCGCAAUGCCAACCCGACUGCAAAUGCGCAUUGCCGCAGCAAUCCUUCCAACUGCCGCCGGUCAGUAAUUGCACCUUCGCCCUGGCCGAAGCCCAACAAGAGGUGCUCCAAAGUGUCAAGGUGGCACGAAAGUCGAGCAGUGAGCUGGAUUACUUGAAGUGCGGACAUCGAGUUAGAGCCUGCUACUUGGCCAAUGACUUUCACCAGCUGAUGAAGCGCGUGGCGCGGAAGAGACCCAGAGCCAAGUCGUCGAGUCCACCAUCUACAGCUAAAGCAGCAAUACGACAGCAAUCCACUGAAGCUUCAGGUGCAUCUUCAUCGGAACGGUCCAAGAUCCAAGCCAAAUCCCAUGCGAAACCCAUAAUUACGCCGCGAUCUAAGCCAAGAAUAUUAGGUGCUUUGUUGCCAGAAGAAUUCACAGCCAAGAGAUUAAGCAUCACCAAUUCGGCCACAGUGAAGCUUCGCAGUCUGCGGAAGGUCAAGAAAAAGAAGCAGGAUCGUGAGCCCAAGAAGGAAAACUACAGUAUGUGUCGGGUGGAAGGCGAUGUUCAAGAUCAGAAGCUACCAAGUAGCAGCCAAGUGGGAUAUUCCUCAAAGAGCUCAUCCAAGGCAUCAUCCCGAGGCACAUCUCCGAAGAGUCAACGAGCAGCGAAGUCCUCAAAUCGCAGUGCAAGCAAAGAGCGAAGUCAGAAGAGACCUUCCUCCUGCAGUUCCUCCUCACGCUCCUCGCAACGAGAGCGCUCCUCCAGCGGCCAACGGUGGGCUGCACAACAUGGAGUUCCCGAUACUCCUAGCACUUCGGAUGCUUCCUACUGGACACAGAAAAGAAGUCGAGAGCCAGCCAAGCAGAGCGAACAAAGGCAGAGAUUUCAAUCCAACUCCACAUAUCCCUCCCACUCCGAUGUCUACUCCAGUCAGUACUCGAGAGUACAAUCACCAUACCGAAGUUCAGCACUGAAGUCGUCCACCAGGAAGGCGGCAAUUCAAUACCAGGCAUCGCUUCCCAGCACUGCACCUCGGCACUUGGAGACGGGUCGCAGAUACUACACGGACACGCAGCCGGGUGGCGGCGAGGUGGCGGGAGGCGCCAGGUGUAGCUGUCGCUCCCUGCGCUCCACCACCUCCAUCCGGGCGCUCAGCUCCAACACGGACAGUGUCCGGUGUCCCUGUGCGCCCGCUCCCUCGGUGGCCAGUGUGGAUCCAGCACAAGAGGUGCAGGUCCAUGUGGCAGGGGAGCAGCAGGAUGAGCACAGCUGUUGCUGCAGAUACCACACUCCUCCGCUAGAUGCAGCAUAUCUUCAGCCCAGUUCCACUCCCACUCCACCGCCAUGUGCCUGCAGACGCCACAAGGCAAUGUUGUUCAGUGACGCCAUGAGGUGGCAGCCACAGCAGCAUCACCACGCUCGCACGCUACUGCGCACCCAGCGUCCACCGCCACCGCCAUCGCCAUCGCCUCCUCCUGCGCCAGCGCUCCUGAAACACCAACAUUUGCUCAUGUUUCCACAGUACCCACAGUACCAUGUGGAAAACGCAGCCGUUGAGCGAACCCCCGAAUGGCUUCCGGAGUACCAAGCACCUGGUCACUAUCCAAGCAAUGCUAGCCAGCGGUGGGAGGACUCGCCCUAUUGCACGCAGAACAACUACCUCAUGCCGGACAGCCCAAGGAACAACUCCUACGCUGGUCAGUCCACAUAUCAAGAAAGUCUGGGCGGGAAUCGCGCUGGAGCCAUAAGAGCCGCUGCUCAGGGUCUUAGAGGUGUGGUCCAGGCUCUGGGCGGAACUCGGUCCAGAUCGAGACACAAUCCGCAACUGGAUUGCCACCAGCAAAGUGGCUACAGCCAGGAACAGAAUCCAAUCAACUUGGAACCUGGGCCAUAUCAAAACCAGGUGAGGGUGCUGCAUUCAAACGCUGUCUCCCAUCUCCAAGCACAAGCGGCGAACAACCACAUGGAUGAUGAAGCUUCCCUUUACACGAGACCAUCCACAUCGACCCACUACGAGAACUAUCCGCUGAGGAAUGAAAUCCCCAGCAGCUGCAAUGCAAGGAGGAGUAUGGAAAGGGACCAAUCGACGUUUAGGAUGGAAGGUGGUAGACGGCAAGCCGCAGGAUGUAGCAGUUUAUCCGACAAACCCCAAAAACUGUCCCAUCCCACGCCACUUGCCAUGUUCUUUGAGAGCUUGAGAGCCAAACACGCUGCUUCUGCAAUUCCCACGACUAAACAGAGCCUAGUCAAUGAUUGCUCCGAUUCAAUGCCAUCCUCCUCCAGUGACGAUGAGGCGGACGCAGAUGACAGCUUGGACUGGCGGCACAGGCACAGGCAACUGCGCAGUCCCUCGCAGGAUACCAUGGUCAUCCCACCCACCUACACAGGUCUGCUCGAGGAGCAAGUGCUCGGCGAGUAUCUGCCCAGUCCGCGGUGCAAGCGCAGGACAUAACUAAACACAAACUGAAUGUCCCGGAUUUGCAGGCAUCUGUGCAUCUGUAUAAACUA
Messenger RNA from Drosophila santomea, 4805 nucleotides. RefSeq lists its product as uncharacterized. NCBI's taxonomy places the organism in Eukaryota, Metazoa, Arthropoda, Insecta, Diptera, Drosophilidae. The transcript has a single exon. The coding region runs from base 286 to 4749 and encodes 1487 amino acids. The record is from RefSeq and is a predicted model, not a curated record.